AUGGCCAUCAACACCGAGUUCACCCAUCGUCGUUCUGCUUCGGCUGCGUCUUCAGUCAACGAGGCUGGCUCUGACGGAGGCAGCUCGAGUGGAAGCGCCAGCACUGUCGCCACGGCUAGAUCGACUCCCUUCAUCGGCCCCCAGAACCAUCCAGGUCUUCCUCCUCAGUUCCAUCCAGCUCCUGUUGACCCUGUCUACGGCAAUCUCAAUGCUCGUCACGACCAGACUAAUCGGUUCGAAGACACUGCUUUCGCUUUUCAGUUGGACCAAGUCGAGACACAGAUCAGACUGCUGGAUACGCAUGGUCCAUACAGCGAUGUUACUCUCGGUUCCGAGUAUGAUGCCGACUGGAGCGAGCCACUCCCUGAUGGUAUAGAUAUCAACGAGCUCCACGCCAUCGAAGCCGAUAUCAUGUUUGCCCUCUACUACAACCACUACGACCCAGCCGAUGGUCCCUUCCCUGCAUCCAACACUCUUGAGGCCAUCAACGCCCCCAGAAACUACAACCACCUCCCAUGGGGACCACGUCAGUACGGUCACAUGCCAGAGGAAGAGUCCGACAAUGAGUCCGACAGUGAGUCCGACAACGAGUCCGACAGCGAGGCCACAACGGCUGCCUACGAAACUCCUCUGAUGCCUCGUUACCAUGCCAUCGCCUCUUACAACGAUCUCAUCGCUUCAACCGUCGCCAGACCAGGUACUAUCGCAGGCAUGGCCAUUCGCGAUCAGUCUCAGCCCGCUCAUACUCCUCCGAUCAUCGGCGUGGAAGCUCGUUCUUCAGCUGGUGCCAUGGCUGAGAUGACUCAAGGUGCGUAUGCGAGUGCUGCUCCCGUUACUGGAUCGUCCUCCUCUGCUGUGGACGAGCUCGACCCCAACCUUGCAGCCGUGGUCCACAAUCUCCGCACCGGACUCACUCCUGCCUCUACGGCUGCUGUAUCUCAGGAAGUCGGAGCUGACUUGUCGUCUGCUGCACACGAUGUUCCCUUCGAGACUCCAAUCUUCCCAGCCAAUUGGGUCACUCAUACCAGAACUUCGAUCAUGUCCUCGCGUCAGCCUCGCGCCACUCCCAUCAGAAGAAGAAACUCGCACACAGGCAGCGUCAACUACACCACCUCGCCUAUCUCCCGUCGUUUUACCUACGAACGCGAGGGUGACGGCGCUUGA
Molecule: messenger RNA, 1164 nt
Organism: Aureobasidium namibiae CBS 147.97
Lineage: Eukaryota; Fungi; Ascomycota; Dothideomycetes; Dothideales; Saccotheciaceae
Exons: 2
Coding region: 1-1164 (387 amino acids)
Source: RefSeq, a predicted model, not a curated record